Messenger RNA from Lizanozyma spartinae, 654 nucleotides. RefSeq names its product hypoxanthine phosphoribosyltransferase (gene HPT1). The transcript has a single exon. The coding region runs from base 1 to 654 and encodes 217 amino acids. Gene Ontology annotation, cellular component: cytoplasm. Gene Ontology annotation, molecular function: hypoxanthine phosphoribosyltransferase activity. Gene Ontology annotation, biological process: IMP salvage; GMP salvage; XMP salvage. The record is from RefSeq and is a predicted model, not a curated record. NCBI's taxonomy places the organism in Eukaryota, Fungi, Ascomycota, Pichiomycetes, Serinales, Debaryomycetaceae.
AUGGACGCUACCGAAGUCGAAGCAUCAAAAAUGUACAUUUCGUACAACAACAUCCAUCAGUUGUGUCAAGAGUCUGCUGAUAAGAUCAAGCAAUUCAAACCUGAUUUGAUUAUUGCAAUUGGUGGAGGAGGGUUCAUUCCUGCCAGAAUGUUGCGUACAUUCUUGAAGGAACCCGGUCAACCAAACGUUAGAAUUAUGGCCAUUAUUUUGUCACUUUAUGAAGACGUUGCAACUGUUGGAUCUCAAGCUGAAAACAUUGGCACUCAAGUUGUUAGAACUCAAUGGAUAGAUUACGAACAAGCUGGCGUCAACUUAGUUGGUAAGAACAUUUUAAUCAUCGAUGAAGUAGAUGAUACUAGAACUACUUUACAUUAUGCUGUUUCUGAAUUGAAGAAGGAUGUUGUUGAACAAGCUGCCGCAAAAGGUGCUAAUCCAGAAGAUACCAAAUUCGGUAUCUUUGUUUUACAUGAUAAGCAAAAGGCAAAGAGAGCUGAUUUACCUGAUGAUAUCAUGAAAACUGGUAACUAUUUUGCUGCUCGUAGUGUUCCUGAUGUUUGGAUUGCAUACCCUUGGGAAUCUGAUGACAUUGUAUACCAUACUAAAAGAGCUAUGGAACAAGAUAAUGAUGUUUUCAUUCCUUCUAGCCGUGUUUAG